AUGAGGUUCACCGACGGCGUUGCUGCCGGUAAUUACCGGCGGCGUGUUGGCGCUGGCGCUGAUGACAUCACCGACGAGAGAAUUACCAACCGCGGCGCGCCGUCGGUAAUGGACUCGUCAUCCCACGGCGAGGCUGGCCAGAUUGAUCUCGUCGAUUCGGGCCGCCGCCUUCCCCCACCAGCAGAGCCCCCUCUCCGCCGUCCUCCCCGACCAGCAGACCCUCCCCCCUUCGCCAUCCUCCUCCACCAACAAAGCCCAGCCUCCGCCGCCCUCCCCCACCACCAGCAGGCCCUCCCCCCUUCGCCGCCCUCCUCCAUCAACAGAGCCCCCCUCCGCCGCCCUUCCCCCUUCGCCGUCCUCCUCCACCAACAGAGCCCCGCCUCCGCCGCCCUCCCCCACCACCAGCAGGCCCUCCCCCCUUCGCCGCCCUCCUCCACCAACAGAGCCCCGCCUCCGCCGCCCUCCCCCACCACCAGCAGGCCCUCCCCCCUUCGCCGCCCUCCUCCUCCAACAGAGCCCGCCCUCCAGUCUCUCUCCCUCGACCAAAACCACCAAUCUCUCUCCCUCGACCAAAACCACCAAUUUCUUCAAAAAUUCGACCAAAAACCACCAAUUUCACCAUGCUCAAUUACAGAUCUGCAAAUUAGAAGACUUUGGCUGAAGGCGGCAGAGAUCGAGAGGGGAAGUGGUGGCGGCGGGGUUGGGGGAAGGGGAAGGCUCCGCCCGCCGCGCAGGAGAAGUGGCAGCGGCGGGGGACACUUGUUUGGACAGGGCCUCGUGGAGCCAAAAUGGGCAAGAUGGAGCGAAUCUGAUGAGAUUUGGGAAGAUGCCUCAAUGAUCAAGUCUAAGAAGCCUGCAGGUAGUACUGCUCAGAAGAAGAGCUCUAUCGAGUCCUUAACAUUUGGAGCUGAUUUCUAG
Salvia miltiorrhiza (redroot sage) is the source of this 918-nucleotide messenger RNA. RefSeq lists its product as uncharacterized. Lineage: Eukaryota; Viridiplantae; Streptophyta; Magnoliopsida; Lamiales; Lamiaceae. The transcript is spliced from 4 exons. The record is from RefSeq and is a predicted model, not a curated record. Bases 1 to 918 code for a protein of 305 amino acids.